AUGGGAGAAGAUAUAAUAGAACCAUUAGGAACCAAAGGAAAGAAUGUAGCAUAUGAUUUGCAGAAGAAUAAUCUGGUGUACCAUCUGGGAUCGAGUGAUGGUCCAGAAAGGCUGGAUAAGGCUUUAUCUAAUUCUGACUGGAUGCAAUAUUUUUCAAGUGUUAUUGUGUACCACUUACUUGCUAUUAGUAGUGAUCAUGCUCCUAUUUUACUUGUUAGCUCUAGGGAUGACAAUCCUACUAGAAAACCACUUAGAUUCAACAAAUGUUGGCUAAUGGAUGCAUCUUGUAGGGACAUCGUAUAUAGUGAUUGGGAGGUUAAUGUAUCUGGUUCAAAUGCUUUUAGGCUAGUUAAAUCUCUGAAAAAUGUUAAGGCUUCCCUUGGACCAUGGAAUCUCCAAACUUUUGGCAACAUUCAAAGACAAAUUCAAGUUUUUCAGGACCAGCUAGAUGCAAAUAGGGAGACGAUAGUGGAGCUAGAAGAAAAACUUAAAUACCGGUACAGUGUCCAACAUGAUUUUUACAUGCAAAGAGCAAAAAAAAAUGUGCUUAAGUUUGAUGACCUAAACACUAAAUAUUUCCAUGAUAAAGUCAAAUACAGGAAGCGUGGAACUUAG
Papaver somniferum (opium poppy) is the source of this 615-nucleotide messenger RNA. RefSeq lists its product as uncharacterized. NCBI's taxonomy places the organism in Eukaryota, Viridiplantae, Streptophyta, Magnoliopsida, Ranunculales, Papaveraceae. The coding region runs from base 1 to 615 and encodes 204 amino acids. The record is from RefSeq and is a predicted model, not a curated record. The transcript has 2 exons.